AUGGUCAACAACAUAACCAUGUCAUAUGGUCCCUUGAUUCGGAACCUACAAUGGAUAAUUCCACCAGACGAGACCGUAGCCAAAUUGCGGACAUUGUCGGUCUGGAUCGGCGAACAUCCCGAUGGCGGCGAUGCCGCAGAAGCCGUUAGGCUUCUCAUUAAAGGCACGGAAGGGCUUCAACCGCCCAUAGAGAUGAUUGUAAUCACAACCCAAACAUCAUUUUGGACGUAUUCCCUCGCAUCUAUCGUCCAGGCCGCAUCGUAUCCUUCAAUUAAACACACUCAAAUCCGGCUUUACGACGACAACGUCCCUCGUUUACAGCAAGCCCUGUAUUAUUUUCAAAACGAAAGCUUGCACGGUCCCCCAACUUACAGCCACCUCACUUUGCCGAUGGACUCUCUCGUAUUCAAUGGCAAGCGAAAUUCUACCAUUUUGCCGGUUGUAAAUGCUAUGCGCAACCACCUACGUAAAGUCUACGUGGUACCGCCAUGGGAUGGUGAUGCUUUCUUGAAGCAUCAGAUUAUGAUUUUCGACGAAAUCAUAAUCAUCCUGAGCGCUUUGGAUGGUCUAGACAAUGUAUAUCUUCCACCAGGCUUUUUUGAUCAGGAGUACCUUGAAAAUUUCAUGUACGACGCCUUCGUCAGUCGUGGGAAUACAGUUCCGACAAUUGAGUGGUGGUAA
Molecule: messenger RNA, 681 nt
Organism: Psilocybe cubensis
Lineage: Eukaryota; Fungi; Basidiomycota; Agaricomycetes; Agaricales; Agrocybaceae
Exons: 1
Coding region: 1-681 (226 amino acids)
Source: RefSeq, a predicted model, not a curated record